CAACAUAUGAUUAACGGCUGGAUUGUUUUGGUAGCAAGGCGGAUAGUUUUUUAGACACGAUGUCUGAAUGUUCGGACAAAUGCCACUUUUGCCAUGAGGUACCCUUCAAAUAUACUUGCCCCAAGUGCAAUGCGAUUUACUGCAGCGUCGCUUGCUACAAAUCAAAAGAGCAUCUCAAAUGCUCCGAAGAAUUUUACAAAGCAUGCAUCCAGGACGAAUUGGCCAGUGCAACCACAACGCCCGAAAGUCAAAAAGAUAUGCGUAAAAUAUUUGAUAUUCUGAAGCGAAUGCGCGAAUCAGAUGCCGGCUUCAAACCAGAGGAUUUUGAUGCAGAUGGCUUAGACAAUCCAUUAGACUCGGAUGACGACGACGCAGAACCACAACAAAGUGGCGAUGAGGUCGAGGGAGAUGCGGAUGACAUAGAGAAUCCGUAUGCCGAGGAAGUGGAUGAAAUUGUAGAUAUGGCUACACGUCUAAAGGGAAUCGACAUAAAUGAUGCCGAUGAGGUUUGGAGUCGACUCACAGCUGAAGAGCAACAGGAAUUCCAGAAACUAAUUGCAAGUGGUGAAAUAAUGAAACUAAUGCCCGAUUAUAAGCCAUGGUGGUGCAAGCCCAAGAACUCCAAGAUUGUUGUCCUUCCUGCAGCAACAGAUGAUAAAAUUGACAUGCCUGAAAUACAGAAGGACAUUCCCAUCUUCACAAGCUUGUGCAAGAAGACGCCUUCGCCCUGCCUGCACUACAAUCUCUGGAACAUUUUGAGCGCCUAUGCUUGCGUGGCCCGAUUUUUUGGCGGUGAGCAGCGUACCAAUGCCAGUGAAGCUGUUGCGCAUUUGGUGAAUCUCAGUGCAACAUUGAAGUAUGGCACCAACUUUGAGGAUGCUGAAGACGCCAUUGUAUCCGUGCAAAUGGAGGCCUGUACCACAGGCAAUGGACCCGCCGGCGCCGCUGCAGUUGGCAGCGCAGGCGCAGGUACAAAUUUUCUCGUGGAGAGCCGUGAGCAAUUGCAAGAGGAUGCCCGUCAACUUAUGUCCACAACUCAACAUAAACUGGCAGCUUUAAGCGAUGUCCUCCACCUGCUACAGCAGAGCAAAGCGCUGAGCAAACGAAAACAUUCAGAGGAGGCCGAAUUCCAAAAGCUGUUCGCACUAGCCAGUGGAAGUGUCGAACUGAAUCGAACCAAACUUUCACAACUGAUUAAGAAAAUUGAAUUUAUGCUCUCGUAUGUAGCGCGAGAGGAGUCACUAUGAGAAAUCUGUCAAAUAAAAACUUUAGUUUUAACACAC
Molecule: messenger RNA, 1283 nt
Organism: Drosophila navojoa
Lineage: Eukaryota; Metazoa; Arthropoda; Insecta; Diptera; Drosophilidae
Product: zinc finger HIT domain-containing protein 2
Source: RefSeq, a predicted model, not a curated record